This is a messenger RNA of Fonsecaea nubica, 1554 nucleotides long. RefSeq lists its product as hypothetical. NCBI's taxonomy places the organism in Eukaryota, Fungi, Ascomycota, Eurotiomycetes, Chaetothyriales, Herpotrichiellaceae. Gene Ontology annotation, molecular function: transmembrane transporter activity. Gene Ontology annotation, biological process: transmembrane transport. The transcript is spliced from 6 exons. Gene Ontology annotation, cellular component: membrane. The coding region runs from base 1 to 1554 and encodes 517 amino acids. The record is from RefSeq and is a predicted model, not a curated record.
AUGGCCGACGUGGAAAAGACCCCGGUCCAGGUGAUUGAACCGACCGCCGAUACUCUUUCGAAGCCUUCUAGAACCCUCCUUAGCCGUCUCAAAGGCAGUGCAAAUGACCCCGAUGUCCUUGGAAAAGAGCUCUUGCAGAAGGCUCUUGAGUUUGACGAAGCUCAACUUGAACGAGAUGCUCUCAAAGUCCGCAGGAAGCUUGACUGGAUGGUCAUCCCAAUGAUGAUGACAACCUAUAUGCUAAGCUUUCUCGACAAACAGACCCUCAACUAUUCCAACGCAUACGGUCUUCAAGCAGACACUCAUAUGAAGGGAGAUGACUAUUCAUGGGUUGCAUCGGCACUAUAUUUCGGUCAAAUGACCGGCUCAUACCCCUCGAACGUCUUUCUCCAACGCUUCCCCAUUGGCCGGACGAUUGGAUAUAUGCUUUUCGUCUGGGGUUCUAUCUGCAUGCUGCAAGCAGCUGUUUUCAACUUCUCCGGCUUCUUUGCCAUUCGCUUCGUCUUGGGAAUGGUCGAGGCUUGUAUAUCUCCUGCUUUCGUGCACCUCACCUCUAUGCUAUGGACGAGGGAGGAACAGGCGCUUCGAACCUCGUUCUGGCUGUCGACAAACGGAGUUUCUUCGAUUCUUGGUGCCUUGCUUGCGUAUGGAAGCGGCCAUGCAGCACACCUCGCUGUCGAAAAUUGGAAGUUGAUUUAUUUGAUUGUCGGGGCUAUGACAUUCCUCUGGGGCUUCGUUAUCGUGGUCUACCUACCCGACGGACCACACAACGCCAGAAUGCUGACGGAACAUGAACGUAUGGUUGCUGUCUGGCGUGUAUCGAAGAAUCAGAUGGGAAUCAAACAUCACAAGAUUGUUGUCGGCCACCUCAAGGAGGCAGUGCUCGAUCCAAAGACCUACCUUGUCAUACUGAUGGGCACAUGCACGGGCCUCCUAAAUGGGGCCGUGGCCAACUUUUUCUCAGCCCUCAUCAAGGGCUUUGGGUUCGAUGCACUUCAUACCACUGUGCUUCAGACGCCUGGUGGUGCCUUUGAAAUCAUUGGAUGUAUGGGAUUCGGUUGGGUGGCAACCAGGAAGAACCUUUUGGGUAUCACGGUUAUCCUCUCAUGCCUACCGGGGAUCGCGGGCUUGAUUGGUCUCUUGACCAUUAACAUCAAACAUCGGUACUCGUUGGUGGCUUGUUGCUGGCUACAAAACGUCCUGGGAGCACCUAUUAUCUUGGGAUGGACUUUACCGGGUGUGAAUGUGGCAGGGCACACCAAGAGAACUGCAGUUGUCGGAGUCUUCUUCGUAUUCUAUUGCGCCGGAAACAUCGCAGGCCCGCACCUGUUCUUGCCUUCUGAGGAACCGCGAUAUUUCACCGCCAUCAAAGGACUACUGGGCACCUACUGCGCGCUCUGCUUCCUACAAGUCAUCUAUACAAGCCUGUGUUACUUUGAGAACCGGUCGCGCGACGCAAAGGGUCUUCACGCAGAAAGGCAGCAGGAAGAACUGCUCGAAGGCUUCGAUGAUCUCACGGACAAACAGAAUUUGCAUUUCCGAUAUAAGAUUUGA